AUGAUCUUCGGCAAGUUUCCAGACCCCAUCUGCAAGCGCUUCGGCGGAUGCAUCGAGCCCAUUGACGACCCCAUAGACCCCAUUGACCCUGUUAUCCGCCCAUGCAUCCCGCCACGUCAGCCGUGCCCUCUGAUGCUCGAGGACAGCUCAGCAGACACUGUGCAGCGCCGAUUUGGGUGCUGGGGACCACAUAUUUACUGCAACGGGAGCUGCUGCCUCGGAAACUCACCGCGUUGCUGCGGCGGAAAAUGCUGCCUGGGAGGAGAGUCCAUAGGGCUCACCUGCUGCCUGCCAUCUCCCACCAGCAAUCCCACCACUGCUGGCACCUGCUGCAGCACCCGCACCAGCUACUGCUGCGGUGGCACCUGCUGCAAGCACGGCACCACCUGCUGCAACGGCAAAUGCUGCGACGCCGGAUCCACUUGCUGCAAUGGCAAGUGCUGCCCGGGCGGCGUGAAAUGCUGCGGCGGGCAGUGCGGCUGCCCGGAAAAAUCCUCCUGCUGCGGCGGAAGCGUGUGCUGCAACGAUGAGUUAAAGCCGCAGUGCUGCAGCAUCCCCGGCGUGAGAGGCGGGGAGUGCUGCCCUGGGAUUGACUAUAACGGGGAGGCGACUGGUAGUUACUGCUGUGGCCGGCAGUGCUGCCAGGGGUCGGAUACUGAACCCCCCCGCUGCUGCUACUCGCCUAGGACUGGCCCGCGCUGCUGCAAGCGUCCCAUCGGGAUUCCCAUUGAUAUCCCCAUUGGUCUGCCGAUUGACCCGUAG
Messenger RNA from Closterium sp. Yama58-4, 762 nucleotides. The record is from the annotation of a GenBank genome assembly. Lineage: Eukaryota; Viridiplantae; Streptophyta; Zygnematophyceae; Desmidiales; Closteriaceae.